This is a messenger RNA of Micromonas pusilla CCMP1545, 1926 nucleotides long. RefSeq lists its product as uncharacterized. The transcript has a single exon. Gene Ontology annotation, molecular function: mRNA binding. NCBI's taxonomy places the organism in Eukaryota, Viridiplantae, Chlorophyta, Mamiellophyceae, Mamiellales, Mamiellaceae. Bases 1 to 1926 code for a protein of 641 amino acids. The record is from RefSeq and is a predicted model, not a curated record.
AUGGUUCAAGCACUCGCCAAGAACAUCACAUUAUGUGCGCGAACGCCGCGCGCCGUCGUGCGCAUCGCGCCUCGCGCGCCUCGCGCGGCCGCGACCGCGCAACGCUUCGCGGCGCCCGGGGUUAUUAAUUGCGCUUCCUCCGUCUCGUCGUCACGCGCUUUAUUCGCCGCCGUCGCGUCGCGUCGCGUCUUCACCGCGCCGCCGUUCACGCGCGACCUCUCCGCGGCCGCGGGCGGCGUCGGCGUCUUCAACGACGACUACGAAGACGACGGCCUCGGCGUCGACGACGGCAUCCACGAGGAAGGGAACGACGACGAGGAAGACGUCGACGUCGCCGCCGCGCGCGCGGAGAUCGCGGCCGACGAGGCGGCCGAAUCGUCGUCGUCGUCGAAGUUCGCCGCGUCGGCGUCGGCGCCGGGCGCGUCCUUCGACGACGACGCGACGAUCGCCGCGGAGAAGAGCGAGGACAAGGCUGACUUCUCCGUCACGGACGACGACGCCGUCGUCCUCGGCGGCCCCGUCUGCGACGCGUUCUCGAACCUCGUCUUGGAGCUCCGCGCGGGCGGCCACGGCGAAAAGGGCGGCGCGGGCUCGAGCUCCGACGAGGCGUCCGUCUCGCAAGUCUCCUCCUGGUCCAACCCGACGCCGUGGAGCACGUUCUCCGGGAUGCGUCAGUACGAGGUCAAAGCGUGCCUCGGCGACGUCAGACGCACGCUGAAGGCGUACGCCGCGCACGCGGCGCCGCCCGGGGCGCUCUCGGAGCGUCUCAUGGGCGCCGUCGGCGCGGCGUGGCUCGAAACCGCCGCGGCGCACGCGGACGGGCCGCGGGGGAAGCAGACCGCGUUCGUGUGGGGCGGCGGCGAGAAGUUCGCGCACCUGUUGAACGACGUGUGCGUGCAUCACGUGUUGUUCCGCGAUGAUCCCUCCGCGGCGGGGAACCGCCUCGUCGCGGAUGUUUUAAUGGUUCUGCAAGACCUCGCCACCGCGCGCGUGCCGCUGAGCGACGACGCGGAGAUCGUCGCGAUGGCCGCGUGCGAGGCGCUGCUCAUGGACGUGAACAAGAGAGAUGAGGUCGGCGACGCGUGCGUGCGGUUGAACACCGCGGCGCCGCCGCCGUCGGAGAACGCGAUGGACCACAAGUCGCGAGGCGCGAUUCGUAUGGGCGGAAGAACAGGAUACACCGCGACGGAUGCGAAACCGUCGCGAGGGAAAGAAGCGUGGAGGGACAACCGCGCGGACGACCGCGACCGCGACCGCGGCGGCGGGUUCUACGACCGCGCGCCGCGCGAGCGCAGGGAUUCGUUCCAGCAAGAUCGGAAGGCUGGGGACUGGGACUGCCCCGAGUGCGGGUUCAUGAACUUCGCGAGCAGGUACGAGUGCAAGCAGUGCGGCACCGCCGGCGGCGGCGGCGGCGGCGGCGGCAGGGAACGGUCGUUCGAGCGCCGCGGACCGGUCGAUCCGUACGACAGAUACGGGCGCGAGAACCGCGACGGGAGGGAAAUGCGACCGGGGGAUUGGAACUGCCCGGAGUGUAACUUCAGCAACUUCGCGUCGAGGACGGAGUGCAAGAGGUGCAGCACCCCCGGCGGCGGCGGCGGCGGCGGCGGUUGGAACGACGGCGGCGGCGGCGACCGCGGCGGCGGGGGUUUCCGCGGUGGCGGCGACAACUACUUCGAUAGCCGGCGCGGUGGCGGGGGGGGGUACCGUGGCAGCGGGGGUGGUGAACGUUCCUCGUACGGCGGUCGCGGUCGCGGAGGCGGCGGGGGUGGUGAACGUUCCUCGUACGGCGGUCGCGGUCGCGGAGGCGGCAGGGGCGGUUCCUCCUACGGACGUGAUCGAGGCGAUUCGUACUCGUCAGACCGCGGCGGCGGCGGCAGAGACGCCGGCGGGUGGGACGCUCCCGUGGACGACUUCGGCGGGUAUUAA